AAAACAAAUUAAAGUAGGCUUUGGAUUAUCAACACCUGCCAGUUCUCCGAAUCUCGGGUGUCCAGGACGCCUGGCCUUCAGGGUUUGAUACUUCCGGUGAGAGAGUCCGUCAGUCAGGCUAACAUCAAUCAUUCUUGUAAAGUCGUGUGGGUCUUCAACCAAAAGCGGCACGAGAUUGGAUCUAUUUUUAUGUGUGGGUUUUCAACCAAAACUUUAAACAAGAUUGGAUUUGUUUUUAUGAGUGGGUUUUCAAGCAACACUCGAAACAAGAUUUGAUUGGUUGCUUUUCUUUUUAAACUGUGGGGUUCACUUUCUGACGGGGCUGCCACAAUCACCACCCGGGGCAUGAUCCGGGGCAAACCACCCCCAGCCCCGAAAAGCCCAACCACGACGACCUUCAGCACGACGACGAGGCGGCGGGGAGGACCCCGGAGGUGGGGCCGGCAGACACCAUGAGCACGCCGGCCGUGGACUGCCAAUCAGACCGCAUCCCCUUGACACGCCCCCGCACGGGAGCCGUGCCCACUCUGCGGGCGAGAGUGAAGCGUCAAGCCACGAGCAGCUACUUGGGCUCCGCCGGCUGCGAGAACACGCCCACUCGCCUGGAGCAGGCGGAUGUGUUCGUGGAGGACGGAGGCGACGAGAGGAUCUUGCUCAACGUGGGCGGAGUCAGGCACGAGACGCACGUGUCCACUCUGAGGACUGUGCCCAACUCCAGGCUGUCCAGACUGGCCGAGACUCACCUGGACAACGGUGGCGGGAGACAGGAAUACUUUUUUGACCGCCACCCGUCUGUGUUCAACUCCAUCAUCGAUUUCUACAGAACACGUGAGAUCAACGAGAGUCAGUCCGUGAUAUACGGUGUUACGUCGUUCUUGUUUGUCGUCACCUCAAUAGCAGGCUUUUGCCUGGAGACUCUCCCAGAGCUAAGACCCAAGUUCUUGAACGUGACAACUGAGUGCGAAGGAGGCCAUUCCAGGGAACUGGGCCGGGUGAUGACGUCCCACGAGGCCUUGAAUACGUUGGACAUCAUAUGUACUGUGUUCUUCACUUUGGAACUAAUACUCAGGUUUCAGGUGAUCUUCACCAAGUCGGACAAUAUGCAGGCGUGCUACCUGAACGAACGCUUCGUGAUUGAGAUCAUGUUCAUCCUGAGAAUCAUCCGGAUGUUCCGCAUUUUCCACCUGGUGAAGCAUUACCAAGCCCUCAAGGUCCUGGUAUACGCCAUCAAGGCCAGUAUACAGGAGUUGCUCAUGCUCUUCAUCUUUCUCCUCAUCGGGAUGCUCAUCUUCUCCACCAUGAUCUACUACGCCGAGCGGAAGAACACCACAGAGGGCGGCGAUAUGUUCUCCACCAUCCCUAUGGGCUUCUGGUGGAGCAUCAUCACCAUGACAACGGUGGGCUAUGGGGACGUGUACCCUACCACCCCCGUGGGCUACAUAGUGGGCACGGCCUGCUCAGUGAGUGGCGUCCUUCUGGUGGCUCUCACGAUCCCGGUCAUAUCCAACAACUUCACACUCUUCUACAGACACGUUCAAUCGCGCGCUGCCAUUCCGAGAAGCCGAGGGGGUGACAGUUCAGAGUGCGAUUCUAAUUUCAACUCGGAAUUUGAGAGGUCAGUGACCCGUAAAACUUCCAACGACUCAAACGUUUUGACAUUUGUGAAUGGUCAUGUGACCGGGAUUCAUUUCUCCGGGAGCAAGUCCAGGUCCCAGCAGUCGGGAGGCCGCUGGUCACAAACUGGUGAAUCUGCAUCGAGCGUUUCCGUGAAAAAAUCCGCUUCGGAUUAUAUGUUUCAGAGAAACAGAUCCUUCAGGGCCUAUUCAGACGAUGGUGUGAUGUACAAAGGAGAGACUGUCGUGUGAAGUUUCACCACCAUAUUCUUCCAUUGUAAUAGAGUGGCUUUGGUGUGCAUCUUGCUUCAGCAAAUACCAUAUAGUAGUGUGACACGGUCUUUUGCUGGUUUAAGUAUUUCAAAAGUUUUUGUUAUUCAGGAAAUGGCAUGGCUAUGUGGAUAUUA
Aplysia californica (California sea hare) is the source of this 2020-nucleotide messenger RNA. Its product is annotated as noninactivating potassium channel. Lineage: Eukaryota; Metazoa; Mollusca; Gastropoda; Aplysiida; Aplysiidae. The record is from RefSeq and is marked provisional. Gene Ontology annotation, cellular component: voltage-gated potassium channel complex; membrane. Gene Ontology annotation, molecular function: delayed rectifier potassium channel activity; protein binding. Gene Ontology annotation, biological process: protein homooligomerization; potassium ion transmembrane transport.